Molecule: messenger RNA, 1488 nt
Organism: Lycium barbarum (goji berry)
Lineage: Eukaryota; Viridiplantae; Streptophyta; Magnoliopsida; Solanales; Solanaceae
Product: nuclear pore complex protein NUP54
Exons: 9
Coding region: 161-1267 (368 amino acids)
Biological process (GO): NLS-bearing protein import into nucleus; nuclear pore organization; protein localization to nuclear inner membrane
Cellular component (GO): nuclear pore central transport channel; nuclear pore
Molecular function (GO): structural constituent of nuclear pore
Source: RefSeq, a predicted model, not a curated record
AGAAGACAUACUAGGAUUCGUGGAGUGAAUAGAGAGCAAGGUCGGAAUCCUCAACCCCAAAAGAAAAUGGCGGCACUACAUUGAAAUUCACUCAGUCAGUCAGUCAGUCAGUGUACUCCCUAAGUUAACCUAGGGCUUGUCCCUUCUCACCACUGCAACAAUGUUCGGCACUCCUUCUUCCACCCCAGCCUUUGGCACUCCCUCUUCCACCCCAGCAUUCGGCACACCUUCUUCCACUCCAGCGUUCGGCACACCGUCAACGCCAGCAUUCGGCACUGGUGGUUUUGGAUCCUCACUAUUUUCAACCCCAUUUUCACAGCCACAGCAACAACAAAGUUCGUUAUUUCAAACACCACAGAGUGCGGGAGCGUUCAGCUUUUCCACACCUCCCACGCUGGCACAGUCAACUCCAUUUGGUCAACCUAAUGUUGCUCCUUCAGCCCUUCCGUAUGCAAAUGCUUCUACUCAGUUGACUACUCAGAUGGCUCCUGUCGCUCCACUUCCCUUUUCUCUCGCCGAUAGGGAUAUACAAGCAAUCGUUGAUGCGUACAAGGAGGAGACUGGUAACCCUAAGUAUGCUUUCAAGCAUCUUUUGUUCAGUGUGACGGAACCUCAACAAAGGACGAAACCUGCAGGAGUAUCUGAUAUUAUGUGGGCAGAGGCAAUGGGCAAACUUGAAGGCAUGGAGAGUAUUGACCGUGAGCGCCUGUGGCCUCAGCUUGUUCAGGGCUUCAAGGAUCUCUCCGAGCGACUCAAGCUUCAAGAUCAAGUCAUAGUUUCAGAUGCUGAGAGGGUGCAAAUGACGCAGAGCAAUGUGAAGAUGCUGCAAAGGCAUUUUCAAGCUGAUACCCUUCCUUGGAUUGAAAGAAUGAGACACAAAGAGCAAGGUCUUCAAAGACGCCUUUUGAGGGUGAUGAGAAUACUGGAGGCACUUGAAGGUAAAGGUUGUCGAUUGCCUUUGAUUAAAGGAGAGGCUGAAUUGGCGGAGAAGUUGGCUGCCAUCACGAGACAGUUAAAAGGUUCUGGAGCAGAACUUUCUAGGAGGGUGCAGAAUCUGCUCACAAUAUGCCGUGUUCAAAAUGGCCUUGGAGGUGGUUCUGUUUAUCUCCCUGGUUCAACUAAAAUUCAUGAACAAAGUCUUGCUGACAUGCAGGAGGUUUUGCAGCAGCAAACCGAGGCUAUUGCUAGGCUUGGCAAUGUAUUGAAGCGAGAUAUCCGCGACGUGGAGAUCAUAAUGGCUGAGGAAACAGAAAUGAUGGAAGGCUGAUUAUAGAACAACCUUGCCAACUGAUUUCUGUUUUGCUUGUAUAUUCAUGGUUUUCGUGUUAGGUGGUAUGAAGUGAUAAUGGAUACCAAACAUACUUGAAUUGUAUGAGAUCAAAUUUUGUUCAGCUAGCAGGGCCAGUGUUGAUAGAGUUGCAAUUCGUACGGGAAUGAUGAACUUGCUCUGGUUAAAUAUUUCCAGUCUAGCUGAAGUUACAACAGCAA